Molecule: messenger RNA, 2311 nt
Organism: Rhincodon typus (whale shark)
Lineage: Eukaryota; Metazoa; Chordata; Chondrichthyes; Orectolobiformes; Rhincodontidae
Gene: tspan13a
Product: tetraspanin 13a
Exons: 6
Coding region: 240-851 (203 amino acids)
Cellular component (GO): membrane
Source: RefSeq, a predicted model, not a curated record
AGCUGAUCGCAGGCGGCAGCGCUUGCGCAUUGACCGCUCCUGCUGCUUUCUCUCUCUCGCUGUCUGUGUAUCCUGCAUUCUGACAGUGCGAGCUGCGGGCUUUGCGGCAUUUUCAAGCCAAUAGUGAGGUUGCCUUGAGAAACACUGGGACAGCCGAGCGGCUCGGUGACUUGUCUCCCCUUCUCCCUCCUCCUCCUCCUCCUCGGGGCUGAUCAGCUGCUGGGGCUUCGUCGUUGAAGAUGGUUUGCGGCGGAUUCACCUGUUCCAAGAACUCGCUGUGUAUCCUGAACCUGCUGUACAUUCUGGUGAGCCUGUUGCUGAUUGGAAUUGCAGCAUGGGGUAAAACCUUUGGACUUGUUACAAGCUUCUCUGUUGUCGCAGGAGUGAUUGGAGUUGGAAUCUUUCUUUUCUUCAUUGCUUUGAUUGGAUUAUUGGGAGCCAUUAAGCAUCACCAAGUGUUACUAUUUUUUUAUAUGAUCAUUUUGUUUUUGGUGUUUGUAGUCCAGUUCUCCAUCUCCUGUGCAAGCCUUGCACUGAAUGAGAAUCAACAGGUUGAGCUUCUCAACUUGGCGUCCACCAAAGAAAUUAAAAGUGAAAACUUUACUGUUGAAAAUAACAUGAAUUGUAAAGAAAUACAAUCACUGCCAUCUUUUCUCUUGUUCCAGCAUUGUGUUGUUGCUAAUGAUUGUCAUCCAUGUGGACCGAUCUUAAAAACCUAUGCUGGUGAAGUACUGAGAUUUGUCGGUGGCAUAGGUCUUUUCUUCAGUUUCACUGAGAUCCUGGGUGUGUGGUUAACACACAGAUACAGGAACCAGAAAGAUCCACGAGCAAAUCCAAGUGCUUUCCUGUAGGAGAAACCGUCAGAAAUGCCAUACCACUGGAACACUGCACUACUGAAGCCUCCUAUGUUUUUGUUUUGUUGAUGAGGCUUUCAAUAUCUAAAACUCCACCAGCUUGCAAGACAUGUCUUUCACCUGGGAUAAGGGUUUUCAUUCAGUUUUGCUUUCUGUUGUAAUGAAACUUAUAACUAAUCUUUGUUAAUCUCUAAUAGAAUUCUCAGUUGAGGAAUGCACUGCUGUUUAUUGUUGUCCAGAGCCUAAUCCUUGUCACAUGCAUUUGGUUAGCACAAGAGUUGUUGCUUCAAUACUUUGUGUUGAUUCUUAGAAAAGUACCACACUAAUGAAAUUGAAAAUUAACACCAAAGGAAAUGACGCUCACAGCAUUAUUUGAUAUUCAAUCCCCUUAAAGUAUAGCAGUGUAUAAUAGCAUAAGUCUAGUUUUUCAUUUUUCCAUUUUCCGUAUAUGCAUAGUUAACUAAUAGUAAAGGUAUUUUGUUUGAUUGGAAGGUAAUCACUGUUAAUUUUGAACAACUUAGAUUAUAAAUAAUAUAAGUGCAUUUUCAUUUUGUGCAAUAGCUUGGUGGAGCAGUUCCUUUUUGUAACUUCUUCCUGUUGCAUUUGGGUUUCAAAAGACAUCUCUAAAUUUGUUUCCGUCUUUGAAAAUUGAAAAGUUUAGUUUUUACACAUGGGUCUCCUGAUCCACUGUGAGCAAUACUAGCUGAAAGAAAUGCAUUUCUUAUGGCUCAACGAUCUUCUGACUUCAAAACCAUUUACAGGAUUUUGUGCACAUGUGUGUGGAAAGCUUGUUUCUUUGGUAGUUCAGUCAGCAGUGGCCAGUUUAUUUCCCUAGCUUAUUUGGAAAUGCUUAUACCUGCCUGUGUGAUUUAAUGUGAAGUUUUGUUGUAGCACCGCACUGCUCUGACUACUGAUAAAUUUAAUAUACUGUGAUUUUUUUUUUCCUCUGCAUUUGGUGGUAAUACUUUAAUCAAUUACUGUUUGUUUAAAGAAUGUCUUUGUCUUUGUCUUGGUCUCUGUCUUUGUCUUUGUUUUGAUUUAAAACAAUGUUUUGCUUCAAGUGCUCAUAGUAAAAGUGGAUCAUUACAAAUGUAGCUAACUUAGAAACAAAUCAUGUAAAUUGUGUUGCACCACAUUUGUUUUUUCUCUACACAAUGAGAAAUUACUUUUAUUUGGAUAUUUAAGAUAUUGAUUUAUUGUGCAAUUUUGCUCAUGACAUAACUGUAUUGAGAAUUGAGUAUAUUUGACAGCUUGGUAUCUUAUUAUGUUUAUGAAUGUAGGCCAAACCAUUGAUUGUUCCUAACACUGGAGAGAGACAGCAGUGAUUUAACAUAUCUUAUGGGGAAAAAGUUAAUGUAGAGAAUAUUACUAGUGUAUUUAUGGGAUUUGUAAAAUUUGAGACUAUGGGUAAAUUGUGGACUCCAACCAUUAAAGUUUCAUUUAUGUGGGUGGAUGAA